AUGGAGCCCAACAGCCCUAAAAAAAUACAGUUUGCUGUCCCACUGUUUCAGAGUCAAAUAGAUCCCGAGGCAGCUGAGCAGAUCAGGAAAAGAAGGCCUACACCAGCAUCACUUGUCAUCAUGAAUGAACACAUGCCCCCAGAAAAAGACGAGAAGAGAACAAACAUCUCACAGGCAGAGUCCCAGAGCGGCUCUCCCAAGCAGAGGAAGCAGAGCGUCUUCACCCCACCGGCCCUCAAAGGUACUGUGCAG
Messenger RNA from Phaethon lepturus (White-tailed tropicbird), 252 nucleotides. It is a transcript of the gene PPP1R1C, whose product is annotated as protein phosphatase 1, regulatory (inhibitor) subunit 1C. Gene Ontology annotation, molecular function: protein phosphatase inhibitor activity. The transcript is spliced from 4 exons. The annotation marks the transcript as partial. Gene Ontology annotation, biological process: intracellular signal transduction. Gene Ontology annotation, cellular component: cytoplasm. The record is from RefSeq and is a predicted model, not a curated record. Lineage: Eukaryota; Metazoa; Chordata; Aves; Phaethontiformes; Phaethontidae.